Messenger RNA from Closterium sp. NIES-65, 3615 nucleotides. The record is from the annotation of a GenBank genome assembly. NCBI's taxonomy places the organism in Eukaryota, Viridiplantae, Streptophyta, Zygnematophyceae, Desmidiales, Closteriaceae.
AUGGCGUGCCACGUGCUGCUCGCUCUGACACUCGCUUGGUGCAUCGCCACCCUUGCCACUCCCCUCGCCAUCCACGCCGUGCCAUUUGAGGCAUCGCAAGCGCAAUUCCUGCAAGACUGCCAGACAACAUGGAGUCGAACUUUUGAUGGUUGGAGUGACUCGAAUACUGAAUGCUCCUCUGCUCAUGGCAUCUCAUGCGAUCAGGGAGGGAUGAUCGUGAAACUGAGUUUAUAUUACAAUCAAGUGGAAGGGCCUGUCCCGAACUCCAUCAGCAGCCUGAGAGAGCUCGUUGACCUUGAUCUCUCCUACAAUUUUCUCUCUGGCUCAAUUCCAACUGAAAUCUUCACCCUCACAAAGUUGACAAAUCUGAACUUGGCAAACAAUAAGCUCACAGGGUCAAUCCCCAGCGAAAUCAGCAAGCUUACGGCCUUGAGUACAUUGUGGCUGGAUAAGAAUCAACUUGUUGGCUCCAUUCCUACUACCCUUAGCUCGUUAACAGCAAUGACAAGAUUAAGUUUGGGCAGCAACAGCUUUGCCGGUAACAUUUAUUUCCUUUCGAACUUCACUAACUUGGUGUUCCUAACCAUGGACAGCAACACCAAUCUAAACGGAAAUAUAUACUUCGUUUCGACGUUUACUAAUUUGAAGCUGCUGUAUCUCAACAACAAUCAGUUCAGUGGCUCCAUUCCUUCUGCCAUUGGCUCCAAAUUACGCAACUUGGUUUAUGCUGAUUUCUCCAACAACUACUUCUCAGGCCCCGUUGCGGGGCUUCCAUGGUCUAAAUUGGUCCUUUCAAGCAACUACUUGGCAGGACCUUUGGACGCUACAGUUUCUAAUUACAGCAAUUUUGCUGCCAAUUGUUUCGCACAGUCCAUGUGCCCCCGCACACAGCCCAACUGCCCCCUCAAGCAGCAGCGGACUGCAGCAGAGUGUGCGGCAUUUUGUGGUGGAGUGAAUCCCUGUGAUGGCAGUGGCAUCUGCUAUCCAGACGGACCCAGCUUGGUGCCAACGUGCUUGUGUCAACCGGGAUUCGUGCGGGUUGGAAGGUUAAACUGUUUUGCACAAGGUUGGAACCAGAGUCUAUUCGUCAACAAUCGUGCCCUUCCCUUGUUCACUAUUCUCACCACGGGGACGCAGAAACAGACAGCAGGGAAGUUUAUGGCAGCGCCAACAAGCCUUUUCGCGUACCCAAAUAUUCGGAGCACGGGAUGCGGCCUGGAGCUGGCUUUCAGUGCCAUUUUUACGUUCUGUCUCGUUUCCGAUAAUGGCCCUGGCGGGACCAACGGCUUUGCGUUUGUGAUCGCGGCGAACAGCAAGUUGGGGAAAGUAGCCGAUGGUGUAGGUUAUGAUGGAAUGGCGGCACAAAGUAUGGCCAUUGAGUUCGACACGAUUCAGAAUGCGAAAUACAAUGAUAUGAAGGAGCAGCACGUGGGGCUCAACAUAAACGGCUCGGAAAAAUCAUUGGUUGCGGUGGAGUCGCCUUUCACUUUGAACAACGGUGAAUAUUACACGGCAUGGGUGGACUAUGACCCUUGGAAUCGCGGCUCCAUCAAGGUGUUUCUGGCCGAUUCUAAGACGAAGCCAGAGCAGCCGCUGCUGCAGAGGGAGCUGUCGCUGUGUGCGGUGCUGCGGCCUAGUGUGAAGCAGUCGACGUUCUUCGUUGGCUUCGUGGCAUCCACCACUGUGAAGCCCUUCCAGAUGCACGCCAUUCUUAACUCCACCAUGCGGACAGAAAUGCGUCUUCCACCCAAGCCAGUGGAUACCACAAAUCGAGCCCUUGGCCUUACAAUAUUGGAGAACUCGCUUGCACCACCUGAAGCAAACCUGUUUUCGCGCUAUGUGAGCACGGACUACCAGUGGACGGGCAGCAGUGUGACCGUGGACUCGUGGGCCAUCCGUGACUUCCAGAAUUGGGGCUCCAUGGCUUUCCUCGGCUGGCCUGUCAAGGAUCAGCUGGAUUGCAGUGCAUGCUGGGCGUAUGCGGUGGUGGCGAGUGUGGAGGCUGCGUACGGCAUCGCAUUGAAUCAAGCCGCUCCCCAGCUGUCAGUGGAGCCACUCUUUGCAGCCAUGGGGCUCACCGAUGCAGACAAGUGCACCGCUGGAGGCUCCCCCACUUCAGCAUUUGAGAAGCUCAUCACUCUUGACGCCAGCAGUGGACUCACAGGAGGCAGUAACCCGGUAAAGCCAUAUCCAGUGCAAGCUUUUGAGCGAGCGCUCUUCAAGGGGUACUUCGGGCUCAUGCUGGCAGUGCGGCGCCAGCCAGUGGUGGUUCACAUCGAGGCUUCUGCCGACACGUUCUUCCAGUAUGAUGGGACGUUCAAAUACCAGGAUCCAGCUUGCUACACUGGCAAUCUGAACCAUGUGGUGCUCGUCAUUGGCUACUUCAUCAACCGAGACGACGGCAGCCAGAACCGCAUUUCUCCUCCGUUUUGGAUCAUCCGCAACUCAUGGGGACUUGGCUGGGGAGACAACGGCCACAUGCGCAUGGACAUUCAGGGAGGGGAUGGCGUGUGUGGAAUCAACGUGCUUCCUGGCAUCUACCCCAUUGUCAAGAUUCCAGGGGAUCCGUGCAGCAACAACAGCCACAAGGGCGACCAGGAUCCCAAUGGCAUGAAUCCUUGCGGUCGCUUCCCAUGCCAGAAGAUUUCUGAAGACUACACAUGCACCUGCACUAUUCCUGAUGCGGCGGCGGUGCAACCCUUUGUGAAGGUUGACAACGGAAAUGGCUACCAAACUUGUGCUUAUGUGGACGUGUGUGGUUCGUACUUCAAGAACCCCUGCUACGUGGGCUCAUGCAUCAACGAUCGCAAGGGUUCCUACUCCUGCAUAUGCCCUCCCAAUUACAUUGAGAGAGUUACACUUUAUGGCUUCCCCACCUGUGAUCCAGCAAAUUCCACAGCCACCAACAUGAGAGUUAGUGGAGACAACUGGCAGUGUUAUGAUGUUACUCCUCUUAUUGGCAUCCCACUGAGAGACUUCAUUGCUAACAAUGCGGGCAUAGAUUGCGACCAGCCAUUGCCCAAGGGCACUGUCCUUCAGCUGGGUGGUGUUCCUGACAUACCUUGCACUGCCUUCUUCUACGCCCUCAAGGGCGACACCUGUUCAUCUGUCAACUCGCAGCUCGGCUUUAGUGUAACUGGUCUUAGCGACCUCAACCCCGGCCUCUACUGUUCGCCCAUGGGCCUCGAUGCGGGCCAGUCACUGUGCAUCGAGCGCAGCCCUGCCCUCGCCUACACUGUCCCCGAGUGCCUGAAAUACGGCAUGCUGACAUCACAGGACACGUGCGAGGGGCUGCUUCGAAAGGCCACCAAGGGGCUGGGUGGCGCUGUUGCUGGAAGUAGCUGGGCUGAGCUGUACCGCAACAAUCCCGGCCUCACUUGCUCCCGCUCCAUCCCUAGCAAUUUUCAAGUGCAGGUUUGUUUGAGGGCUGACUAUUGGCCAUUCACAGCGAGCGUUGUUUGCCAAAAAGGCAAAUCCAAGAAAGUGGACGUCAAAGAUUCAUGUUCAACUGUUUUGGUUACGGGUGGAUUUACAAGUAACGCGCAGUUCGCAGAGUACAAUGGCAAGAUGUGCUCCGGUGCAGUAGGCAGCAGGUCAAUCUGUGUGCCUGUGUGA